AUGCUACUUCUUGCGGUCUUGGUCAGUUUCCACGGCGUGAGUGCCUUGCCCGCGGCCCAGAACGCCGCUUCUUGUUCCUAUGACGAUCUUUACACGUCGCUCUCGAGGGAGGGGAGCGAGUUUUGUUCGAGCAUGGUUAAGACCCCGUGCGAGGUGUCGGCGACGCCUGCGCAGUUUACGUCGUAUCCCUCUGACAAGCUAUCUUCCUAUUGUGAAUGUCUCAUGACGACCGGUACUGCCUAUGGGACGGCCGCGCCUACAGCCACCGGCCAAGCAAACAGUUCCGAGACGUAUACUUCGUGGCGGUAUUCUCGGGGGCCGACGGGCUCGCAGGCCUGUAUCUUGCAGGCUAGCACUUCUGAUUCUAUGAUGAGUGGUGGUGGUGGCUCUGGAGGUGCUUCGGGGACGGCGUCGGGUAUCGUUGGGUCUGAUACUGGGUCGGUGACGGGGAAGGCGACGCGGACUUCGUCGGGUGCUUCUCAGGGGACUUCGGCAUCGGGCAGUGCCUCCUCCGGCAAUGGAGGAAAUGGAGGAAACGGCGGAACAGGAGCAACGUCAGCUUCUCAAGGUGCCCAGGGCUCCUCCACCCCCGCAGCAGGUGGCGGCUCGGGAAACGGUGGCCAAGGGACCUCGGGUCUCAAUGCCACUUCAGCUGGCAGCAACUCUGGCAGCGUCACCUACCCCGGAUCAACACCAACAAUAUCCUCUGGGGGAGCAUCUGGAGGCCCCGGCUGGAACAGUUCGGCAGCAUCUUCUCAAGGGGGCGCCGGCACCGGGACCAUGGCAACGAUUGCCACGUCUGCUCCCUUCAUCACGCCCAGCGGCUUCAACAGCAGCACCAUCAGCCGCAUCGUCAACGCAACGCAGACUGGGCCGCCUCCCUUGCCUGCCGCCAACUUCACGCAGGUGACUCGAACCGGUGCCAUUGUCAAGCCGACAUGCUACCAGAUGCCGCAGCCUGCAGAGGGUGCGACUCGAAGAGCACUGCUUCACAACACGGAUCUCCGCGAGCGAAACGCAACGAUUCCGUUCCCGUACAUCGAGUCAGUCGACUUCCAGACCGACGGCGUGGAUCCUCUCUAUCUCACCCUGCGAGAUGCAGCCGAGGGAACGCACUACAUCGACGUCUCCAACAGAAGCUACAUCGCCAUUGUCGACUCGCUGUACAAUGCCAUGAUCAUCGACGCCAAUGGCGUGCAUUUUUCGACCAAGAACUGCCAGUACGACGUGUCCAUCACCAUCGACUCCAUGUACCAGCAGCUGGCUGCGCUUUCUGGCCAAGUCUGUUCCACGGGCGACCAGAAGAUGAUGAAGCGGAUGAGCGACGUCGACUUCAACCAGACCCUGUAUCUGCGGGAUCAGUGCAAUAAUCCGGUCAAGCAGACGGUGCGGCAGUAUCCGGAGCUUAAAAUUGGGGACACGAACUGCAACGACCUGGAAGUCGAUGAAGAGACCGGCCGCUGGCUGUUUGACUGCACGUUCCCCGGCUCAGAGUCUGGCACCCUCAAGUGCGAAUACGCUGUGAGGAACGACAUUGAGGAGUUUCUCUUCACGGAUCCCUUUGGCGGUGCCUGUCCGGACCUGUCCACCGUCAUCACGACCCUCGAGGCCAACGGCCAGGACUUCAUCAACCCAGAGUCCCUCCGAACGGAGCUGUACAACCAGGGCCUGGACGACGCCCAAAAGGCAGAGGCGAACCUCAUCGUCAUCUACUACGAGCAGCUCUGGGAGAUCCUCAAGCAGGCCUUCUCCAAGCUGCGCACCCAGAGCCCGGACAAGGUGAGCGCCAUCCAGGAGUACAUUGACGUGUACAACCAGUACCGCAACUUCGAGGACGACAUCUGCGAGGACCUGCACGCCGGCGACAUGCCCCUGAAGAUGAGCCUCCGCGCGGGCGUCACCUACGUCGACGCCAUCGCCAGGCUCAACUGGGCGCCCGAGGCCCCCAAGCCCUUCAACGUCACCGUCCAGGACCCGGACAAGCUCGCGUGCUGCAGCCCCGGGAGCAACGCCAGCAGGGACGAGGCCGCGGGGACGUGCGCGUAUCCGCAGAGCGCCCACCUCAGCGGCACCGGGUGCGUCUGCGGCAACAUGGCCUCGGGGGCGUCGGUGGCGUUCGAGGUGACCGAGUGCGAGAACUUUGUGAGCGAGUGCCAGGCGGACGAGGAUUGCUCCAAGGCUGGGCAUCCGACGUAUGUGUGCCUGACGGGGACCUGUUGCGGAACGGGUGUUUGCGUUGAUCCGUAUGAGUGUGCGCAGAACGGAAGUGUGCUGGUGAGGCCGGGCCUCUUUUGA
Messenger RNA from Trichoderma citrinoviride, 2295 nucleotides. RefSeq lists its product as hypothetical. Bases 1 to 2295 code for a protein of 764 amino acids. The transcript has 5 exons. The record is from RefSeq and is a predicted model, not a curated record. Lineage: Eukaryota; Fungi; Ascomycota; Sordariomycetes; Hypocreales; Hypocreaceae.